AUGCACUUCAGGCUGAUAAAAGACGGAAAAAAGAACGGGAAGAUUGAUGCUGAAAUUGAAGUAGACACCAGCACGCGAGUAGAGUAUGAUCGGAUUCAGCAGGUCGACCAGCUAUUCCGAACGCUUGAAGCAGUGGAAAAGGCCGCGGCACUCACCAGGACUUCUAGUGCCGCUUCCACUGGAAGAACAGAGCUCGAGCCGCCCACGAAGACCACUACAAGAGGCUGCAAAAGGAGUCUAGCGGCCGAGCGAGAAUUAGUUCUCAAUUACACCAGGCAAGCGGCGAGGAGCCUCCUUCUCAUCUCGACGUUGCGCGAUGACGUAAUGUCAGAGGACGUUGAGCAUGAACAGGAAAACUAUGCUACUACAUCAUCGGGGACUGCACCAAAAAUAAAC
Amoebophrya sp. A120 is the source of this 396-nucleotide messenger RNA. NCBI's taxonomy places the organism in Eukaryota, Dinophyceae, Syndiniales, Amoebophryaceae. The record is from the annotation of a GenBank genome assembly.